UGUAGCUCGGCGUCGGCUGCUUCGCGCUGCUUGUAGGGCAAACGAUGACAGACGAUUAUAAACGCUGUUCUUAUUUUCCUUCUUCGUUUGCAGAGGAUUCGUGCGUUUCCCCGCUUUUAUUGGUAUAAUUAAUCUGGUGUGUGUAUGACUUGUCAGAUUUGAUCUCCCGCCGUGAGGCAGCUGAGAUCGUCCUAAACCUUUCCUCCUCCUCCUCCUGAAGACAUUCCUGCGCAGAUCCUAAUCAGCACACACGAUGGACAUGUGUUAUGAGCGCGUGGCCAGUGUCUGCAUCUCGUGGCUGUUAUGUCCGUGAGCAGCUGUCAAACCAGGUAACCUCUGCUGGAUAAACCUCGGCUGAUCGGCUGAAAUGAGAGCUUAGAGAAGGGCCAUGCGCGGACGCGCUGUGAUUUAGGAGAUGGGUGAGUAUGAGGACCGUCUGCAUGAGCUCGAGGGGGAGGCUAAUUAUUUCCCCCCUCCACCGCGACACCCAGGCGGCCGCGAGCGACUCCACAUCCAGAAGAGCAGCGUCUGCUCCAGGGCGUACUUCGUGGUGGUCAUGGCCUUCUUCCACAUCUAUAUAAUAAACAUCAUAGCUUUGCUGCUUUAUGUGCACUAUAACACGGGGUCUGGGGAGCAGGAUGUACCCCUGGAGAACAGUGCUAGUGCCCCACGACCCAUGCCUGCUGAACACCAGACCCCAUCCUCAGCAAACCUGAGCCCGGAGCUCUCCUUCCAGCUGCCGCGCCUGGAGGGCAUCCGGGUUGGACACGUGCAGAGAGUUUCUCUGGUUCCCGACCGGACCCAUAACAUGCGCACCCUCAGCUUGAAACCUCUGCUGUUUGAGAUCUCAGGAUUCCUGAGUGUGGAGGAGAGCAGUGUGGUGAUGCAGCUGGCUCAGCUGAAGGGCCUGACUCACAGCUCGCUCCUCACGGCCCCCGACAGCCAGGAGGAGACGCUCACUCAAGACGAGCUCUUCAGCCUGCUCGACCUCAACCAGGACGGCCUUCUGCAGAGGGAGGAGAUUUUGAGUCUGUCCCAUUCGACUGAUGGAUCUUGGCUGAGCUCAUACAAUUUACGGAAAAUCCACACCGGGUUGGAGACCAGCCCUUCUGGAGUUUUGUCUCUGCAGGAGUUUAAGCGCGUCAGUGGUGGAGUGUUGCAGUAUGGCAGCGCUGGCCAAGGUUUGGACGGACAUGCCAAGGUCAGGCAGAGAAGCACACACACUCGACUUUAUCUCGGAGAGGGCACACACCACCUGCUGAAGAGCAUCAGAAACAGAGUGACCCGUUUAACACGACUGCCGUCCUCAUUGGUCGAUCUCAGCGAGCCAAUGGAAGUAGUCCGUUAUGAGCAGGGCGGGUACAGCCACGCCCACCACGACAGCAGCCUCACCAAUCACGACAGCAGCUGUGCCCACACACACCUGGCAGCUAAUAACUCCGCCUCCACACAGGUCGCAUGCAGGUAUCUGACGGUCUUGCUGCAUCUGAACUCGGCGGAUGGAGGAGGAGAGACCAGCUUCCCUGUGGCUGACAACAGGACGUAUGAGGAGGAGGUCUUAGGUGAUCUCUCUCAGCAGUACUGUGAUAAAGGCAAUCUGAAGGUCAAACCUGUAGCUGGAACCGCUCUGCUGUGGUACAACCGCCUCUCAGAUGGCAAUGGUUGGGUUGGAGAGUUGGAUGAAUUCUCUCUCCACGGCGACUGCUUAGUCACUCGGGGCUUCAAAUGGACAGGAAGUGUGUGGGUGAACAUCGACCCUGACCAGCAGCGGCAGGAGUGCUACCAGCGUCUGGUCUCAUGGCAUCCAGACGAGCAAAGCAAAAAGCCAGAGCACGGAGACCUUCACCAAGACCUCUGAACCAGACGUCCUGUCACACCGUGUCUACACUGGAUGCGACAAAGCGACCGUUGCAAAUCAUUUCUACAUUGUGUCAGU
Molecule: messenger RNA, 1936 nt
Organism: Sinocyclocheilus rhinocerous
Lineage: Eukaryota; Metazoa; Chordata; Actinopteri; Cypriniformes; Cyprinidae
Product: transmembrane prolyl 4-hydroxylase-like
Exons: 9
Coding region: 416-1858 (480 amino acids)
Biological process (GO): peptidyl-proline hydroxylation to 4-hydroxy-L-proline
Cellular component (GO): endoplasmic reticulum
Molecular function (GO): L-ascorbic acid binding; iron ion binding; procollagen-proline 4-dioxygenase activity
Source: RefSeq, a predicted model, not a curated record